Messenger RNA from Pomacea canaliculata, 2424 nucleotides. RefSeq lists its product as uncharacterized. Bases 495 to 1466 code for a protein of 323 amino acids. NCBI's taxonomy places the organism in Eukaryota, Metazoa, Mollusca, Gastropoda, Architaenioglossa, Ampullariidae. The transcript has 9 exons. The record is from RefSeq and is a predicted model, not a curated record.
AACAGUGCGUGGCAUUCGCAACGCAGCCGCCGAGAUGGUUGGUCCUACCUGUACAGGUGUGAAUACAGACAGGCUCUUAGUUCCUUGAAAGAGUCAGGUCAACAGAAGAAGCUUCAGUCCUAGUGCUGCCUUCUAACAAGAUACACGAUCUAAAAGAGUCCCUACCACGAGUGUAGCAUUAGUGCUGAUUGCUGACACCCCGGUGUAGGGUUCUUAUAUUCACAUAACACUUGGUGAUAGACGCUUCAGUUUUCGCAUUGUACACUUUGAGCUACAAGUAAAAUAUGUGCUUUGCUGAUCUCAAGCCCAGGAGAAAAAGAGGAGGAUCUUGACAGCAUUUAUACAUUUUCUCUAGUGCUCACCAAGACCGCUGGUUAGUCAGGCCAAAAACUAAAACUUACCUGACUUCAGUUGUACACAACCGGGAAAAAUACUUUUAGAAGAAUUAUUUAUUAAUGACUGUGUUUAGCAGUCACAAGUUCUGGUGAGGAGAUAUGCAGCUGGUCUUCUCUUUUGUCUUCGUUUCUUUCAUACUUGUCAAAGUUAUUUGUGAAGAAGAAAACAGCUGUGCUGUCCUAAAAGUUGAAUCGUGCAUCCAUGCCAUACACGUCAACAUCACCAGCGAUCUCAACACGUUCAGUUUAUCGUACAGAAAAACGAGUGGAAAUGAAGAGAUCACUGCUUUGUGCGACUGGAUAGGACACUUCUUGUUAUGUGAGACAAAGACAGGCAUUCACUACAAUGUCGAGUCUCCAACUCAAGUUUCCUUCACGCUAAUGUCUGAUGUGAAAUGUCUAGAUGGGAACUUUACCCUAAACGCUAAUGGUGCCGGAAAUUUCCCUUGCAUUAAAGAAGAAAAGAAAAGCAAAUCAAAAUCAACCGUCAAAGCCAAGAAACUCCUCGAGAUUAAAGUUGAUACUGUGAAAGGACAUCACAAACCGGCGCAGAAAAAAGAAUAUGGCUGUGCUGUCCUAAAAAUAGAAUCAUGCAUCCAUACGAUAGAGGUCCGCAUCACCAGCGAAUUAGAACCGUUCAAUUUAUUUCACAGGACAACGAGUGAAAUUAUAGAGAUCACUGCUAUAUGUGACUGGGCAGGACACUUCUUUGUAUGCAAGACAAUGACAGGAAUUCACUGCAAUGUCGUGUCUAGAACUCAAGUUUCCUUCCAGCCAAUGUCUGGUGAAGCAUGUCUAGAUGGGAACUUUACCCUUAACCCUAAUGAUCACGGAAAUUUCGCUUGCAUUGAACAAUCUGGAAAAAGUAGAUCAGAAUCAACAGACAAAGCCGAGAAACACCGCGAGAAUAAAGGUGAUACUGUGAAAGGCGAUCAAAAUCCGCCACAUAACGAUUCUCCAGGGAAAAAUGUAAAUUUCCUCGAUUUUGCAAUGAUCAUACCUGUUAUCGAGAUAGCCGUCGGUAUUCUUGUCGUCAUCAUCUGGAGUAUUCGGCGUGCUGCGCUUCUUUGAUUUUACCAGGAAUAAACUAUUGGAUGGUUGGGUGAUAAAUUUAAUGAGUAACAAAACUUGUACUAUUAGUGUGAUGGAGGAUGUAUUUACUUAUUUUAUGCUUGCUUGGCUGGAGGACAAUUAGAACAAUUCAAAUUAUUUGGUAACGAACGAUUCCAUGACGGAAUAUUUAAAAAUAUCGAUGAAUUAUAAAAUGGUUAAUAUUUGAUUAAUUAUUGACUUAAUCACGAUUUAUGAUUGAUCUGAUGAUAGAUUUGCUAACUUAAUGAGAAAUUAUUUAAAUUUUUAUUAGUUUUUAAAUUGUAAAGGGUUUAUUUAGAAUCAAUUGUAUUAGCUAGUUAGAUUGAUGAUUGUAUUUUACGAUGGUUAUAUAACUAGUUAGAUAAUUUAAAGAUUGAUUGCUAACAAGGCGUACUUUUGAAGAAGAGAAAACUUUAAUAGUGUACAUCCGAAAAUGAACCCAGAGGAUGUCUGAUCUUGUUGCCUUGACAUUAAGUACAUGUAGUACUUCUGUAGGAAUUUUAAUUAUUAAAUUCAGCUGUCUCUUCAGAAUUCAAUUGUACCUAUAAAUAUUCACUAUUAUUUUUAGUAGUAGUAUUUAUGUUUAACACAUCGUGGCUUUAUGAAAUUUUCUUGCGACGUCCACAAUGUAAAGACAGACACCUACUAGUAUUAUAACCUGCACAAAUAUCAUACUGAUCAGCGGUCCCUGUGUGUGUGUGUGUCCAAUUAUUACAAUAUCGGCACAUUAUUAUAUGUGUAUGUCUAUCUGUGCAUUUUUAAGGUCAAGUUUGUGUAUAGAUGAGCAUGUACUCAUUUAUGUAUUCAAGACAAAUGAGUUUUUAUUCCAAACUAAACAUUGAUCCAAGGCCCAGCAACUAAGAGUCAAAAAUAAUUUUUCAUAUUUUUUACAUUGUAUUGUGGUACAGUGGUUUUAAUUAAAAAGUGUUAAUAAUAA